Molecule: messenger RNA, 2764 nt
Organism: Opisthorchis viverrini
Lineage: Eukaryota; Metazoa; Platyhelminthes; Trematoda; Opisthorchiida; Opisthorchiidae
Exons: 8
Coding region: 16-1797 (593 amino acids)
Biological process (GO): magnesium ion transport
Cellular component (GO): membrane
Molecular function (GO): magnesium ion transmembrane transporter activity
Source: RefSeq, a predicted model, not a curated record
AUAAGUGUCCGAAUCAUGGACAGUAAUCGACUAUCCGCAGAACCGAAUCUAGGAGCUUUUGGGUUUCUAGCUGCACGCAAACCUAUUGAGCACAUUGAACCUUGUCAUCAUUCAAACCUAACGAACCCGUUAACCAAUGAGGUUUCAGUAUAUACGUUGUGUCGGAUGCUGGUUUCGGCCUUCUCCUUCGCGUUGUGUAUCGAAGCCGUAGUUCAUGAACAGCACCCGUCGCGCCGCAAAUUUAUGAAGUGCGUGCUUCUUGGUGCUUCGAAACGAUCAAACCUUGUGGUAAUCAAUUUUUGGUUCGGAACUCGGGCUUCCAAGGUGCCGUUCGUACCCAGCCGUUUCUAUUCGCUCCAGUGGAAACCUCCGAAUCCGUUCAGAAGCUUACCGCUAGUGACAAGCUUUGACGGCGCACGCGUCGACGACGCACGGGCAUCGAACCGCCGGCUUCGAAUUCAGACACGGUCGUGGCGUUCACAAGCACCAAAAGACCUCAGUCUGGAGAAAAACGAAGUAGAUGGUUUCAUCACACCAUCGGACCAAUCCUGUCGCAUACAGAAGCGGCUUGGGGACAUGGUAGCAAGGCCGACUGGGGCUGACGAAAGACAAGAGCCUUGGUGCUACACGGGGCGAGAUGGCCCAAGUGUCCGUGGAGGUCCAUUUGUUGACCCCGCUUCUACAAGUAUGAACUCUGCAACUGCUUUCUAUAGCGGAUUAUCUCUUGCGAUAUCCUCCACUUUGCUGAUCGGUACCGGUUUCAUCUUCAAAAAGAGAGCACUUCUCCGCGCUGGAGCAGCAGGAACGCGCGCAGGCGAUGGUGGACUGCUGUAUCUACGGGACUGGGUAUGGUGGAUUGGUCUGAUCUUAUUAGGCUUGGGCGAGGGUGCGAACUUUGUGGCCUAUGCCUUGGCGCCAGCUGCCCUGGUUACGCCACUUGGGGGCCUCUCUGUUCUGGUGUGUGCCGUACUAAGCGCUAGAUUUUUGAACGAGCACUUGAAUUUGGCCGGUAAACUGGGCUGUGUCGUUUGCCUUUUGGGAUCCACUCUAAUCGUGCUCCACGCACCCAAAGAACAACCAGUUGAAACGCUUCUGCAAAUGCGCAUGAAUUUUACCGAACCCGCUUUCCUGAUCUAUGCAUCAUCCGUGGCCAUCUUAAAUGUCUUACUAAUUUUCGUCGCUGGUCCUCGAAUCGGAAAGUCCAAUCCACUGGUGUACGUUGUCAUUAGUGCCAGUUUGGGUUCCAUUUCAGUGAUGGCCUGUAAGGGACUUGGACUAGCACUUCGAGAGAUACAACUUCUCGGUUUGUGGGGACUUUUAACGUACUGGUUUUUCUGGCUACUGGUCAUCCUUUUGGCCUUCGGAAUAUCGAUUCAGCUCUACUUUUUGAAUCGUGCGCUUGACAUAUUCAACACUGGACUAGUUACCGCGUUGCUGUACGUGUUCUUCACCGUGUUUGUCCUCGUCGCCUCGGCUAUUCUCUUUCACGAAUGGGUCACACUGAAAGCAGUGGACUACUUCGAACUCAUCUGCGGCAUGUUAAUGAUAAUGACUGGUGUACUCAUGAUGACCGUGCUGAAGAACAUGAAUGGACAUGGAAGGAAUCCUUCAUUCAACUUCGAUUUUCUCCGAAAGCGUGCACCGUAUAGGGACUCGUCUAAAGAAAACCUUUUACGAUCGGGAUCUGCAUCGACAGACAGCGAUUCGGAUGAUUCACAGCACAAACAGCAUAAACCACAGUCAGAUUCGGCGAACAGUCUAGAAUCCCUUUCUUCUCUCUGGAAUUCGCCUGCUUGAAUUCAGUCCUUAUGCAUUCCAGUACUUGGAUUCUUUCCUCUCCUGGCACAUGUCUGUUUAUCCUAAAGAGCUGCGUCUUGCCAACCGCGACUGACGCUUCUGCAUACACGGAGUGACUAACGUUCCGUCGUUUUGUUCAGAUUCGCCUCCCUAACAUCAUUCUCUGCCCUUUUCAGAUUAUCUAAAAGACCGACAUUGUGUAUUUUGACAAUCCCUGUCGCCCUUAGUCCUGAAAUGAUUUCACGAGAUGACCCUACGGUUAACUGAGGUUCGUCAUUUCUACUCUUCCCGAUAAAUGCAUUUUUAACACCCGAUGAAUGAACUAGUGCUUUCUAAACAAACCUCUUUUGCCUAUUCCCUGGGUCUCUCUCAUUUCUUGUCAGUGGUAACCUAAUUCGGCUCAGAUCACAACUGUAAAAUUUUAAUAAGGUUUCUAAUUUGUGUCCCUUUGGAACACUGAUCAAAACAACUUGAUAGAUUAUACUACCUCCCGUGAACGACUACUGACGUGUUGCACAUCUAAUCACCUAACGCAUCGAUCCGGCAUGUGAAUGGUUCCAAAGAACAAACAGCAUUUUGCUCUGUUUGCAUAACAAAGUCCACGAAUUUGUGUACUCGUGGUGAUGCCAACAAAUAUCCGUACGCGGCGCCACCAGCGAGAUGUUCCAGCUACUCAUUGAUUUAAGAAAGCAACACUAGACUGUGGUAUUGGCUGCCGUCAAUGGCACAUGUCUAGUCCUCUUUGGACCAAGAACAGUUCUCGAUGUUCACAUUCUUGGAGUAAAUCGUUCGUCCAUGUGGCCAUCAAACAGACUUCACCUCAAGGGAUUUGCAUAAUACAGCUGAUGAAAUAUAUCCAACUCCUCGACAGCUUCUGGCCGUUCAGAAUGACCUUCAGCCGGUCCCAUCAGUGCGUCUUGUCCGUUGUAAUAUCUUCGUUAUUCAUCAUGUUUUCCCCCAAAAGACA